Drosophila subpulchrella is the source of this 1947-nucleotide messenger RNA. RefSeq lists its product as uncharacterized. Bases 177 to 1889 code for a protein of 570 amino acids. The transcript has 3 exons. The record is from RefSeq and is a predicted model, not a curated record. Lineage: Eukaryota; Metazoa; Arthropoda; Insecta; Diptera; Drosophilidae.
UAGAUGUUCUAGAUACCCAAAACCCGCCAUUAGCACCAUCGCAAGGCGGAGUUUUUCUGGAGCAGCACUUGGGACUCUUCGGUUAGUUGUCGAUUAAACUCCGAGCCAACUGGCCGUGCGGUGUGUGCUAGAAAAACGAGGAUUCGGAACAAGUGUAUUCAAGUGCCAAGCGGAUAAUGUCAGCCUACGAGGAAAUGUCGGCGAAGACGCCACGGCGUCUUUCACCCAUGUGGUUUCUGGUGCUCACCCUGCUUCUAUUUGCGACCGCUCUGACGGCCGUGGCAAUGAUCGAAGCUGGACGGGCGCAGAGCAACUCCGGUGGAGAAAGCGAUCUCCUGAUUCUCACACGCAUGUGGAAUCACUUCAAAGGCGACGCCGGAAAUGAUACGGAAAUCGCCACCGUGGAACGUAUUGCCAGGGAGGCCGGAAAUGCAACUAAUCCCAGUCCAAAUAAGCCGGAGCAGGGUAGAAACUUCUACGAGGAGCAGCAGGCGGUGGUGGUGAAUGCGCAGAGCAUGGAUCCCGUCAUGGGACAACGUCAGGAUGCCUACGGUCCACCCCAGAGCAGGGAGGACUCUUACGACCAGGAUCCUUACUACGAUGUUGCCGAUGACUACGGCCCGGGACGUUAUCCGUAUCCCGAGGCCAGACAGGACUCGGCGGAGGAGGAACACUUUUAUGAUAAGGACGACUCGUCGGCGAAUCCAGAUGAGGGCAGGGCGUCGCAGGCACGUCCCUACGACUCAUUCUACGCCCCCUGGUCACAUGGACAGAAGCCAGCUCCAGUGGCUACUCAUUCUGCAGCUGAGGGCAAUAAUAGGAAGCUCCAGCCAGGUCCUAAUAGAUCUCCUUAUCCCGCCUACGAUGAGGUGUACGAUUAUCCCAUGGGCUUCCAGCCGCGACCUCAUCCGGAAACUGAGUUGGCCAAGCAAUCUCAGCCCGCCCCCGAUAAUGCAGUGGUCCAAGUACAGAGCGAAUCCACCCUGGUCACCGUGCUGAAGAGUCUCAAACAGAUCUGGGAUCUGUACCAGGCUUUAAUGGGUGCCUGGAACGCGGUGAGCGAACGCCACCAGCAGAGCACCGAGAAGUUCCGCCAGGAGCAGGCGGCGAAGCAGGCCGAGAAGGAUCGACUGCGCCAGCAGCAGCAGAAGACCAGGAUUAACUCCAAGAAGCCUCCACGUAUGGAGGGGAACAAAAAGAACCAGAACAAGAAGCCAACCACAACGACAACUAAGUCAACAACCACGUCCACGACGACACCUGCUCCAGAUAGCUCUGAGGAGGAGGAGGAGGAGGAAGAGAAGGAAAAGCAGCCACCGAAGAAGGUGGAGAAAGUUGAGACUGUAACGCCAUCGGCUCCAUCCACUAAAGUUGCUGCUCUCAAAGGGGAGAAGGGCAAUCUUAGAUCUGUUCGCGGACUACGACAUAGACGCGAUGCCGAGGCGGAGGAGAAAGCUGAUACGGAUGUGGGCGAGGGUCGCUAUAUAAAGGGCGAUCCCCUCAAGGGUUACUACGAUUUCGUCAUCACAGAGGGAUCCUACAAGUUCUGGGCCGUCUUUCAGGUGGGCACAGCACUGCUGAUCAUCUACUCGACGUUCGCCGCCAUUUACUACUCCAAGGUAAAUCCGCUGACCAGUGACUACGACUACACGGACUAUCUGGGAGGUGUUCGUUCUCUGUCGGGUGGCGAUGCCGAUUUUGUGGACGAUGGCGAUUCAUCGACGCCGCCAGUCUCAACCACCUCCCGCCUCAUGGAGUGGCUGCCACAGACGGCGCACUCCAUUAAGUUCAUCCUAGAUGCCAUCGACAAGGUGCCACUGGAUCACGACAAGGACAAGGAGCCGGGCUGGUCCGCGGGGAAAACGGACGCGGCAAGGGGCAUGAGAUAGGGAACUGAAUUCUAUAGGCAAUAUUUGUUAAAGAAAAUAUAAAACUGUUGAAGAUAAA